AUGGCGGAUGAAGCGGGAACGGGAACGGGAACGGAUCAGGUGGAGGAGGAAUUCUCUGUGUGGAAGAAGAACACACCAUUCCUCUACGAUCUUAUGAUCUCUAACCCUCUCGAAUGGCCUUCUCUCACCGUCCAUUGGGUCCCAUCGACGCCGAUUCCUUACGCGGCGGAUCCUUACUUCGGCGUCCACAAGCUUAUCCUCGGCACCCACACUUCCGGUGAGGAUCAUGAUUAUCUCAUGGUCGCCGACGUCCUUAUCCCCACACCCGACGCAGAACCGGGGUUAGGUCGCUCAAACCAGGAUCCCAUACUCCCUAAGGUGGAGAUUAGGCAGAGGAUACGUGUUGAUGGAGAAGUGAACAGAGCACGAUGCAUGCCUCAAAAGCCGACGAUUGUGGGUGCAAAGACAAGUGGGAGUGAGGUGUUUCUGUUUGAUUACGCGAAACACGAUGCUGCGAAGGCUCAAGCAAGUGAUUGUGAUCCUGAUCUGAGGCUAUUGGGGCAUGACAAGGAAGGUUAUGGAUUGUCUUGGAGUCCUUUCAAGGAGGGUUAUCUUCUGAGUGGCUCACAGGAUCAAAAGAUUUGCCUUUGGGAUGUUUCAGCUACACCGCAAGAUAAGGUUUUGAAUGCAAUGUUUGUGUAUGAGGGACAUAAAAGUGUUAUCGAAGAUGUAUCGUGGCACAUGAAGAAUGAGAACCUUUUUGGAUCUGCGGGUGAUGAUGGUAGAUUGGUGAUAUGGGACAUGAGGACAAACCAGAUGCAACACCAAGUCAAAGUUCAUGAAAGAGAGGUGAACUAUCUGUCUUUCAAUCCGUUCAACGAAUGGGUUUUAGCCACAGCUUCCUCAGACUCCACUGUUGCCUUGUUUGACCUCAGGAAGCUGAAUGCACCUCUGCACGUCUUGAGCAGCCACGAGGGAGAGGUUUUCCAAGUGGAGUGGGAUCCAAACCAUGAAACAGUGCUUGCAUCUGCCGCUGAAGACAGAAGGCUUAUGGUCUGGGACAUAAACAGGGUUGGAGAAGAGCAGCUAGAGAUAGAGCUAGAUGCAGAAGAUGGUCCACCUGAGUUACUCUUCUCUCACGGAGGCCACAAGGCUAAGAUAUCAGACUUUGCUUGGAACAAAAACGAGCCUUGGGUCAUUGCGAGUGUCGCUGAAGACAACAGUCUUCAGGUGUGGCAGAUGGCCGAAAGCAUCUACCGUGACGAAGAUGAUGCUGAGGCCGAUGAAGACAUCAAACAAGAUGCAUAA
Messenger RNA from Microthlaspi erraticum, 1248 nucleotides. NCBI's taxonomy places the organism in Eukaryota, Viridiplantae, Streptophyta, Magnoliopsida, Brassicales, Brassicaceae. The record is from the annotation of a GenBank genome assembly.